AUGACGAUACAGUCUUCUCACUUUCACAAAUUAGUGCGCUAUGCAAUCUCCAACAAUUUGUUGCCAUGGUCCUUUUGUACUGUUUUUGGGUCAAAACAAAAGGAAUUGGAUUUUUACUCCUAUGGCGUUGUUAAACAUCUUCUCUCAGAGAAAAUCGUUCAUUCCUUCUCUGUAUGUGACCCAAAGUUUUUUACUUCCUUCAGAGAUGGAUGUAUGGCUGCCCGGGAGCAACUCUUCGACGAACUGUUGUCAAGUUAUAUUCCCGUCACUCAAUCGAAGGGGAAACGUGUCUGUAUGGUCAUCGCAGAGUGUUCUUUAGUUUCUCCAACUUUGAAUUUCCAUGAUGGGCAAGUCGUUCUUGGAAUUCAGUCGUUCUUAAUUAACAACUUGUUUGUCGCAGGCUGCCAGAAUUUCUUUCAUUACGAUUUCUCAAUCGCUGGGCCUGAUCGUAACACUUUACGUGUGACCGAUUACUCACGCACUGAUGUCAACUUAUCUGGUUUAUUCAACUAG
Entamoeba invadens IP1 is the source of this 513-nucleotide messenger RNA. RefSeq lists its product as hypothetical. Bases 1 to 513 code for a protein of 170 amino acids. Lineage: Eukaryota; Evosea; Mastigamoebida; Endamoebidae. The transcript has a single exon. The record is from RefSeq and is a predicted model, not a curated record.